AUGGUCCGGCUCUCUCAUGUUUUGCACCGCCCGUGGCUCAGCAGUGUGUACGGGGAGACAACUCCUGGCAUGGCCCGCACCCAACGCGCCCGCCGUCAGCUCGACUACCUCGAGGAGCGGCUCCUGCGCGACUGCCGCACCCCGACCACGGUGCGCUACUUUGUGUACCUGAACACGUACGUCUUUACCCCGUGGUACUACGCACCGUUUGGCUUGCUGAACAGCGAGUAUGACCCGAUGCUGCCAUGGACAGAGGUGGCUGGCACGUCGGCCAGUGCGUCCUCUGCCUCUACCCCAACUGGCAAAGGUGUCAACAACACCACCGGCUCGUCAGUCGAGGUGCAGCAGCAGCCUUUCAUUCGGGAUGCUUUUCUUUGCCCCUUCUCUCUCCGCAUCUACUCGACCUACGCACAGAUGCACUACGAGACCCGCACCUACCGCGCGGACCGCCUGCGUCCGCCGGGUGAUGAGGUGUACCGCGACGAGAUGCGUGGUCUUUUUCUCUUCAAGAUCAACGGCAGUCAACACGUUACCUACUGCCGUCACCUCUUCCUCAUUGGCAAGUCGUUCCUGGAGAACAAGCUCGCCGGGCACGAUGUGCACAGCUACUAUUUUUAUGUUCUCUGUCUGCACCACCGCUACUUCCCCCACUACGUGUCCGAUCCCUCCGCCAUGUACUUCGCCGGCUUCUUCACCUGGGAGAAGCACGUGAGCGAGUACAAUCUGGCCUGUAUUGUGACGUUGCCGUGCUUCGGGCGCCGCACCAGCCGCCAGAGAUCGGUGGCGCCGCAGGAUGGCGCAACCGCGACCGCCUUAUCCCCGCCUCAGGUGCUUCGCCAUCUUGGCCAGUUUAUGAUCGCUGUCAGCUACGAGCUCGCCUACCGCCGAAAGCAGAUAGGUACCCCGGAGAAGCCCCUCUCUGACUUGGGUGCCAUCGCAUAUCAGCAGUUUUGGCGCCGUGCCAUUGUGCGCUGGAUGAAGGAGACGCUGAACACGAUACGGCGAGCCAAUGCGGUGGAUGUCGACGGUGACGACAUGGACAAGACCGUUCAAAAAAGAGCACAGGGCGGCGCGCAGGUUGAGUCUCGAGGGAGCCAUGCGUCCGACACGGGUGUGCCUCUUGGCCUUGACGCUGGCUCUGCGGCCGUGGAGGUGGUCAUGCUGGUGGAGGAGGGCAGAGGAGUGACAGGAGGGCAUGAUAUCGAUAGGGGUCGCUCCGGGGAAGUCGACGCGUCACUGCACGAGCGGCACUCGAACGCUCUGUCAUCAGCGCGCAAGCGCUCUCGUGUCGACGCGAAGACGGAACACGAGAGGAACGUAGACGACGAGGAGACGAGAUUGCCAUUUUCCCAAGGCAAGUUACCACUCGCAGCUGCUGUCCCCCCAUCUUUGACCAAGAAGGGGAUUUCGGGCCACAGUGCGGCUGCACAGUCCCCCACAGGCGCUUUACUGGCUGCUGGCACGACUGCUUUUACGCAGCGGACUACCAUCAGGGACAUUGCAGUAGCUGUGCGUCUGGAGGAGGCUGACGUGCUUAAGACGCUCCUGGGCAUGGGUGUGCUGCAUCGCAGUGGUGAGGAUCGUGGCAUUCAGCUUCUGCUGCCGCAGCGAUACGUGGAUUGGAUAUAUGACGAGACACUCCGCUGGGAGAGCAGCCUCCAGCACGCAGUCUUUCAGCCAGCCCUCCUCAAGUCCCGCGGUUUCCACACCAGCACACGUUGA
This is a messenger RNA of Leishmania braziliensis MHOM/BR/75/M2904, 1722 nucleotides long. RefSeq names its product putative histone acetyltransferase. NCBI's taxonomy places the organism in Eukaryota, Euglenozoa, Kinetoplastea, Trypanosomatida, Trypanosomatidae. Gene Ontology annotation, molecular function: histone acetyltransferase activity. Gene Ontology annotation, biological process: regulation of DNA-templated transcription. The record is from RefSeq and is a predicted model, not a curated record. The coding region runs from base 1 to 1722 and encodes 573 amino acids. The transcript has a single exon.